GCACUUUGCGACGGCUUGGUCUUUGGCUGAUUUUAAAUAGUUUGACGCCUUGGCUCUAGCAAAACCUGCGAAACGUUCGACCUUUGAAGCCCAGCGAACCCAUGGCUGAAGAGGGCAUGUCAGCGGAGGAGGCCGAACGACUGAAGAGGCUGCUGAGCGCCGAGGACGACGAAGAAGAACUCGACUAUGCGGAGCCGGCGCCAGCGCCGGGUCCAGCGCCCGCAGCGCCGGAGCCGCCCGCGCCCGCGGCGCCGGCCGCGCCGGAGAGCCAGGUCGAGGCCGAUGCCGCGCUCGCCCGUAAGCUGGCGACCGCGACGGAGGGCGACGAGGCGCUCGCGCGCGCCAUCCAGGCGUCGCUCGCCGACGCGGCGCCGCCGGCACCGGCCGAGGACUCGGCCGCGGCGGGCGAGGCCGAGUGGGCGCGGCAGCUCGCGGCGCUAGAGGCCGAGAAGGCGGCGCCGCCGCCGCCAACGAAGCCUGCCACGCCGCCGCCGCCGCCGCCGGCGAACACGACCUGCUUCGUGGCCGUCGUGGGCUUCGACCACGCGCGCGGCAACGUGCUGGAAUGGGCCUUCCCCGGCGCCGAGGCCGCGUGGAGCGAGAGCCUGCCGUUCGCGGCGCUGCCCGAUGGUGCUCAUCAUGUUGCUGCGGGCAAGGGCGAGGUGUGUAGGUUCGCAGUAGUUCGAGAAGACAAGACGCGGCUCUACGGCUGCUCCUGCGUCAUGCAGGCCGCGCCCGACGAAUUAACAGGCAGAGCAAAAGCCCAGGCGACGCGGUCGCGCGUCCAGAAGGCCGUCUGCGUUUUACAUACUUCGAGAGACGUGGCCUGGUCGGCGCGGCUCGGGUCGAGGAUCGAGGCCUGCGCCGCGGCGCUGUUCGCCGGCGGCGACCUUGAUGAUCGCGGUUUGUUGCGCGACUUCCAUUCGUCAGUAAGGGAGAUGAAGGCAGGUGAGCCGGCGACGCACUUGUUCGAUGCUUGUGCUCGUUUAGGCUUCGCCGGGGCGCUGCGGUGCGUGAAGGCCCUUGCUUUAGGCCACGCCCUAACUUUUGUGCACGCGAAGUCGGUCUGCGCCGCGCCGGACGCGGCUCUAGCUUUCGCGGACGUGUUGUAUGCGUUCGACGAAGACAAUGAGAGUGUAGAUAGUGUCGCGGUCUUUGGAAGGGAGCUCUCCACGCAAAUGAGAAUCGAGCCCGCGGUGGCGUUGAUGGAUCUGGACCGCGUGGUUUCCGAAGGCGACGAGUUCCAGGUCGUCGCGGGCACGGCGAACGCUCAUUUAGCGGAAGCGGGCCUCGGGCCGCGCCUCGCGCCGUGCGUCGUCGCGCGACUGGAAGCGGACGCGCCCAAGGCGUCGCGGGUGCGGGCCUUCGGGCCCUCGCAGUACGCGGCGGGCGCCGUCUGUAGAUUGACGCCCGUCGAGGAGGCGCUGGCCGCGGAGUUGGAUGAAAGGGCCGCGAAGGUCUUUCAACGGGGCGACGGCGAGGGUUUUAGGGAUGACGACCAGUGGGCGAAGCACGCGCUGCGGGCGCAUUUGCGGGAUGUGUUGGAUCGCCUCGCUGCCUGUCCACUGGUGCCGGGGCCCGAGGAGGGGGAUGUGGUGGCGGAUAGGGAAUUUGCCGGCGACCUCGCGCGGCGCCACGGCGGGCCCUUCGUGGCGGCGUUCCUGGACACGGCGCCGGCGGUGCGCUUUUUAGCCCAACGGAACCCGGCGCUCGCCGACUGGCUGGCCGUGGCCGACGCGCCGACGCUCGCGCGGUCCUUCGACCCGUCGCUCGCGGACCGUAUUGGGUUUGCGCGCUUGCACGUGCGCGAGGCGACCAAGGACCUGACCGUCGACGACGCGCUGGCCAGCGGCCAGAAGGCCCUGACGAACGUCGCGGCUCAAUUGACCAAUGUUGGUGCAGGCCUCCAAGAGCGCUUCCCGCGCACGGCCGGGGCCUUCCGCGGCGGCGACGCCGGCGCGGCGGCGGCAGCAGGCGUCGGGCCCGACCUCGCCCCGGACGGCGCCGCGGCCGCCGCGGCCUUCGCCCAGCCGACGCCCGCGGCUUCGCCGCCGCCGCCGCCGCCGUCCGGGAGCCCGAGCGCCGCGGGCCGCGUCGCCUCGCUGUGGCGGGAUCGGCUCUCGGUGAUCACCGAAAAGGCAACGUCGGCCGUCCAGGAGAUCGCCGCCUCGGACCAGGUCAAGGGCGCGCGGACGCAGCUCGGCGACUUCUUCCGCCGGAGCUCCUCGACGGCCAGCGGGGGUUCGCCACGCACGCCUCCGUCGGGCGGCGAGGGCUCUUCGGCCGCGCCGGGCGGCGGCGGCGAGCGCAGCAGCGCCGAGGUGUGA
Molecule: messenger RNA, 2327 nt
Organism: Pelagomonas calceolata
Lineage: Eukaryota; Pelagophyceae; Pelagomonadales; Pelagomonadaceae
Source: the annotation of a GenBank genome assembly